Messenger RNA from Didymodactylos carnosus, 591 nucleotides. The record is from the annotation of a GenBank genome assembly. Lineage: Eukaryota; Metazoa; Rotifera; Eurotatoria; Philodinida; Philodinidae.
AUGCAACCAGUGCCGUGGCGAGAGAAAAAAGCAGGAGGGAUCUAUACAUUGCGAUAUUGGUCGAUUUUGAAGGAUAAUAUUCUCAAGAUAAUACAAUCCGAUGAUCGGAGUGUACACUGUAAAAAAAAAAAUAAUGAUGAUGGUAAUGAUAUUGUUUUUGAUAAUUUUGACGUUCAGUUCGAUGAUGAUGGGGUUCCAAAUGGAAAUGGUAACGUUCAUGAUGAUGAUCAAGAUGCUGCUGCAGUUUAUCGAGAUAAUGAUGUUGGCAUUGAUAUUGCUUUUGAUAAUUUUGACGUUCAGUUCGAUGAUAGUUUUAAUACAAGCCAUAAUGUAUUUAACAAUGUUCACGAUGAAAAUCCUCUUGUUGCUGCUGGCACCGCUGCUGUUGUUGCUAAUUAUAAUAAUGGUAAGAGCGUUAAAACGCGUGGUUAUUGUUUCAACAGCGGUGACAAGACACCAUCAUCAAAAACAGCUACGACUAGAAGUCGUCCAUAUUCUCAAUACGACAUUCUUCAAGAUUUGGACGAUUCAGCUAACAACUAUUCAACUCUCCGAUUUGUUUCAAAAAUAGAAGAAUAUUAUAAUCGUUGA